Molecule: messenger RNA, 2558 nt
Organism: Notolabrus celidotus (New Zealand spotty)
Lineage: Eukaryota; Metazoa; Chordata; Actinopteri; Labriformes; Labridae
Exons: 11
Coding region: 65-2215 (716 amino acids)
Source: RefSeq, a predicted model, not a curated record
CUCCAAGUCUACCUUCUCUGCAGACUUAUACAGUCCGUGCUGCAGACAAGUCUGGUUUACAAAGAUGUCGAAGACACGUGCUAAUCUAAAUUGCUCAGUUGUUGGCUGCUUAAAAAGACAUACAUGUCUGUUUUUACUCCCCAAGGCUGAAGAUGUGAAGACCCGGUGGAUGGAUUUUAUUUUUGAUGGAAAAGUGCCCACAACAACAGCUAAAAUGUUGUUUGUCUGUGCUAACCACUUCACCUCAGACUGCCUUUCUAACGAGGGACAGUACAAUGCAGGCUUUGCAGAAAAACUGCUGAUCCAGCAUGGAUCAAUACCAACUGUCCGUGACCCACAUUCAAACUCCGGAGCUGCCAGCACACCAGAUGUAACUGUGAAGUUUCAUGCAACAAGGGAUGUUGCAUGUCAGACUGACCAGCUGCAGACACAUAGUGUAGGCACACAGCUGUCCCUGAAGACUCUUCAGCCUCAUGUCAGAAGUAAAGGUGUUCAGGCUGUUGUGUCCUGUAGGGAGUUUGGUGUUGGAGCAUCCAUUGCAGAUCCUCUGUGUUUCUCAUCAACACCAGUAAAGAGACCAUCAAAGAGAGCUCGUUUGGACCUCAUGGAGGAGGAGGAGGAGGAGGAGGAGGAGGAGGAGGAGGAGGAGGAGGAUGAUGAGGAUGAUGAUGAUUAUGAUCCGUUAGAGGGCAGUUUGUCAACCUCACAAGGGCUAGAUGCUACCUAUGACCCUGCAGACUCAGUCGCAGCCUUUACAGAGCCAACACUGAUGUCAGAUGAAACAUCUACUCCCACCCACAAAACAAAAAAAUACAUAGUAUACGAAACCUCCUUAAUGGAGUUGUUUGAGGUGUGUCCUGUGUGCACGCGGGUGUGUGAUGUGCGGACUCAAAGGUUGGGGACAUUCCUGUCUGUGGAACAGCGGUGUCCCCAUUGUGAUUUCCUCAGACGCUGGAAUAGCCAACCUAUUGUUGGAAGCACUCCAGCUGGAAACCUUCACCUUUCAGCUGCUGUAUACCUCAGUGGAGCAUCUUUCUUCAAAAUGGAAAAGGUGUUCAAGGCAAUGCAGCUGCAGCUGUUCCGUUAUAACACAUUCCGUCGCCAUGCCAGAACCUUCAUCGAGCCAGCAGUCAUCCACCAUUGGAAAGCACUGCAAGAUGUGACCCUGCAACGCCUCAGUGAGGAGACCAUAGUACUUGGUGGUGACAUGAGGGCUGACCCUCCAGGACACUCUGCUAAGUUUGGUAGCUACACCAUGAUGGACCUCAAUACCAACAAAGUCUUAGAUAUCCAGUUGGUUCAGAGCAAUGAGGUUGGUGGGAGCUCCAACAUGGAAAAAGAGGGCCUGAAGAGGAGCCUGGCAUUAUUGAAUGCACGUGGUGUGACUCUUCACUGCAUUGUCACUGACCGCCAUCCUCAAAUCCAGAAGUUCCUCCGGGAGAGCAGCAUCCCCCGGUUCUAUGAUGUAUGGCACAUGGAGAAGGGAAUUUCUAAAAAACUGGACCAGAUAACGAAGAUGAAGGGCUGUGAAAAACUCCAGAAGUGGAUGAGAGGAAUAAAAAAACACAAAUACUGGACUGCAGCUUCAUCAACCACUGGACCAGAGAGAGUGGCAAAGUGGACCUCAACCAUGAACCAUGUCCCAAACAUCCAGACACAUGAAAAUCCUCUGUACCCCCAGUGCCAGCCCCCACUGCGACAGACAACGGACAUGGAAAAUCCUGCCUUAUACCGGCUGGAGAAGGCGCUGACAAACAAGAGGACUUUGAAGGAUGUCGAGAAACUGAGCCCUCAUCACCAGACUUCAUCUGUUGAGGCUUUCCACAGCGUCAUUAUUCGUUUUGCCCCUAAAGGUGUCGCCUUUCCCUAUCUUGGAAUGCUGUGCAGACUCUACCUGGCUGCCAUGUACUACAAUGAGAAUGCUGGCAGACCACAAGCCCAAAUAACAGAAGGUGAACCUCUCUUCAAGGUUAACUUUCCAAAGGCCGUGAAGGGGGGAUGCAGAGCAAAACGAGUUAAAGUUGAGCCAACAUACCGGUAUGUUGAUGACAUGUUGGACCUCGUGCUGGAAAAAGUAUUUGUGGACCCGUCACCUUACACUGAGGCUGUGCUUGCCGCCCCCAUCCCUGAAGACCUCUCGGCACAAUCCGAGCGGCCUGACAGGGAGGAAGUCAUAGCCAGCUAUGUGUCGCGUUUUAACCAAGGGGAGGUCUAAAACCCACGUACUGAUUUUCGGCAUCAGGAAACUCUGUGUGGAUCCGUAGCACCACACAGGAUGGAAUGACCACUCGGAUUUUGUGCCCGAGGAAGUCCCAGUACCAGCUUACUAAGCUCCUGUUGGCCAGAUUCCUGUAGCGGCUGCAGAAAUUGAACAGUAUUACUGUGGGAAAAACUGUAUGUGUGUCUGACCCUUUUCUUUUUUUUAAACCAACAUUUGUGGAUAGUUUUUACAGUGUAUUUUUUAUGAACAGCAGCAUUUCUGAUAUUUGCCAAAUUGUUAUUAUAUUUGCACAGAUUGUACAUUAUUUCAUUUUAAUAAAUCCUGAGUUUGUACUGAA